Molecule: messenger RNA, 768 nt
Organism: Drosophila virilis
Lineage: Eukaryota; Metazoa; Arthropoda; Insecta; Diptera; Drosophilidae
Gene: COX4
Product: Cytochrome c oxidase subunit 4
Biological process (GO): mitochondrial electron transport, cytochrome c to oxygen
Source: RefSeq, a predicted model, not a curated record
CGUUCAUAUGAACUUAUUCCAAACAAACCGAUAACAACUCUAUCCAGAACAAGCCGUGCCCGUCUACACAUUUGCUCUGAAACUAUGGCUCUUAGACUAAUCAACAACGCUCUACGCCGCCAGCUUGCCGCGCAGUUGCCGCGCAAUGCGCAGGUGGGCAGCGUUGCCUCGAUUCACACCUUGGACAAGAUUGGCAAACGUGAAAUCGUGGGCUUUGGCUGGAACGGCACAGCCUGCUAUGCAGAUCGGGUUGAUUAUCCCAUGCCCGCUGUGCGCUUCCGCGAGCCCAACAAUGAGAUCAAUGCGCUGCGCACCAAGGAGCAGGGCGACUGGAAGAAGCUGAGCCCACAGGAGAUCAAAGCCCUCUACCGUGCCAGUUUCUGCCAGACGAUCGCCGAGGUCCAAGCCAGCACUGGCGAAUGGAAGAUGCAUUUGGGCGUGGGCCUGAUCUUUACCGCCGCGGCAAUUUGGAUUGCCGUGUUGAUGAACCUGUUCGUCUACGAUGAGUUGCCCAUCACAUUUGAUGAGGAGCACCAGAAGGCGCAGCUGAAGCGCAUGAUCGAUCUGGAGAUCAAUCCGGUGACCGGCUUAACCUCCAAGUGGGACUACGAGAACAACAAGUGGAAGAACUAAACGCAGUCCGCCGUAGAAUGCAAUUCCAUGUUGUAAAGUAAUUAAGCGAAAAGUGAGGCGACGUCUAUGUUUAAGUGGCCACAAGCAAAAUAAUAGUUGAAAUUAAAAUAAUGGCCGCUGCCAAACCCAAAAACA